This is a messenger RNA of Macaca mulatta (Rhesus monkey), 3570 nucleotides long. The record is from RefSeq and is a predicted model, not a curated record. Lineage: Eukaryota; Metazoa; Chordata; Mammalia; Primates; Cercopithecidae.
UGCCCUGUAGCACCUGGCACACGGCGCUCAAGAGAUGUGUGUGAAUGAAGGAGCCAUAUCUUGACUCGCAACUCAGAGCAGUAAGCUGGAGUUUGAGAAAUUACUGUGGGACAGUGCAGGCAAGUGAGUGCUUCACAUGAAUUACUGCAUUUAAACCUCCCAACAUGUGAAGUGGAUACUUUUUCAUGGAACUCUUUACAGGUGGAGGAAUAAAUUCUGCCGCCUGCUUGCAUGGCUGCCGCGGGGAUGAAGGAGAGGGGACUCAGCCAGAUGCUAAAUUCUCAAUUUCCAGGUUUAUAUUAUUGCCUGCAAGUAUGAAGAUGGGAAUAUUACCAGCUAGUGCAUGACUUGUGCUUAUCUUGCCUUCUCCAGGAUAGAAGCACCAGAGGCUAGCAGACACUAGCCAGAGACUCAGUGGUGGUCACCGGAGUGACUCCUGCGGCCCCAGCAGACACGUGCUGAGGCUCCCCGUUGCUCAUAUUCUAUGGGAUCACAGGGAGCUGGGACAUGGAAGCAUGAAGAGUACUAAGUUGACUGUGUAAAUUGCUGGAGAAAGGACCAGCUGUUCAGGAGCAUCCCGGACGAGAGCCAGGCACAUUUGAGACUUGGAUCCAACUAAAGACAGCCCCAGAUUCUUCUGCAGCAAUGUCGGUGUUGGAAGAAAAUCGGCCAUUUGCUCAACAAUUAUCCAAUGUCUACUUUACAAUACUUUCGCUGUUCUGUUUUAAGCUUUUUGUGAAAAUCAGCCUUGCCAUCCUCAGUCAUUUCUACAUUGUGAAAGGCAACCGCAAGGAAGCGGCAAGGAUAGCAGCUGAAUUUUAUGGAGUAACCCAAGGACAAGGUUCCUGGGCAGAUCGAUCACCACUACAUGAAGCCGCAAGUCAAGGUCGCCUUCUUGCUCUGAGAACAUUAUUAUCACAGGGUUAUAAUGUAAAUGCAGUAACCUUAGACCACGUCACCCCAUUGCACGAAGCCUGCCUCGGAGAUCACGUGGCAUGCGCCAGAACUCUGCUGGAAGCAGGGGCUAAUGUAAAUGCAAUCACGAUAGAUGGCGUGACUCCGUUAUUCAACGCAUGCUCCCAAGGCAGUCCAAGCUGUGCAGAGCUGCUUCUGGAGUAUGGCGCCAAAGCCCAGCUGGAGUCCUGUCUUCCAUCCCCCACGCAUGAGGCCGCCAGUAAAGGUCACCAUGAAUGUCUUGACAUCCUGAUAUCCUGGGGCAUAGACGUUGACCAAGACAUUCCUCAUUUGGGAACUCCUCUCUAUGUAGCUUGUAUGUCACAGCAAUUCCAUUGCAUCUGGAAACUUCUUUAUGCUGGUGCUGAUGUACAGAAAGGCAAAUAUUGGGAUACUCCAUUACAUGCUGCUGCCCAACAAUCCAGUACAGAAAUUGUAAACUUACUGCUAGAAUUUGGAGCAGAUACCAAUGCCAAAAAUACAGAGCUUCUGCGACCUAUAGAUGUAGCUACGUCCAGCAGCAUGGUGGAAAGAAUACUGCUUCAACAUGAAGCUACCCCAAGAUCUCUUUACCAACUUUGCCGACUCUGUAUCCGAAGUUACAUAGGAAAACCAAGAUUGCACCUUAUCCCACAGCUCCAGCUGCCAACAUUACUGAAGAAUUUCUUGCAGUAUCGAUAAAACAGUAAAAUAAUUCUAAAUACCUUGAAAAAUCAAAAUUUCUAUUUCUUUUGCUUAAGGAAUAGUUCAUAUUAAAAUAUGCUAAAGAUAGGGUAAAAGUGAGUAUGAGAUCACCCAGGGAAGCAGUAAAAUAUCAAUUUUCUUUUUAAGUGUACUAGUUAGUACUAUUGUUUUAUCAUUUAUGCUGUCUUUGGAUUAUAGCAUAUUUAUAAUAUCUAUUUUUUGUUAUUUCAACAUACCUUCUUGUUGAUUUAGGAAAAAAAUAAUAAAGUCUCUAUCAUAUGUUUUCUUUCAGAUUGGAAAGAAAACUCUUAGUAAAGUUAUUCCUAUUAUAUUUAUAAAGGUCUAUAUUCUUCAACUAAUGGGUUAACUUUUAAUUUUGGCUAUUGUAAUUGGCUAACUUGUUAUUGAUAUUGACAUAAAAUAUGAGUAUGGCUUAGCAAAGAGCAACUAAUAUGCUUUCUGAAACCAAGAUGAUGCUCGUUCAGGAAAUCCACUAUGUUGAAUGUCCACUGGUCAUUAGAAUGACCACUUCAUAAAGAUAAAUUGCCCACUGCCUUGCCCCCAGCAAAGGACUCACAAGUCACUUCUUUUCUCCAUAGUACAUGGACCUGUUACAGAAAAGUGAUAGGAUGAAAGGUCAGUACUGCCCUUUCAUCCUGAGAUAUUUAGAACAUUACACACCUUCUAAGGCUAUUUGAAGACUGCCUCCUUCUCAGGAGUAGCCCCUGAUGAUCUCUUAUCAAGGCUGUUAUAUGCAUAUUACUCCAGCCUUCUUCCAUGUCAGAAAUUGUCAACAGCUAGUGAUACUUGGGCUUAAGAAAAUGAACUACAUAUCGAAUUGAUGAAGAGGCCCUGGAUCACAUUCCAGGGAUCAUCACAUCAGUCCAAGGAUAUGAAAAAACUGGAAGUUAAAAACUCAAAUUGUGGAGUUUUUAAAGAGUGGGUGCCACUUAACACAUUUGGAGACCUUAAAAAAAAUGUAUAUAGAGAACUUAAUCGCACUGUUUCUAAUUUUUUUUACACAAACAAGGAUUUAGAAUACACUGUAUUUGCAGGUAAUAGCAAGAGAGAGUAUUGUAUAAAAGAAGAUUUUCCUAAGCUAGUCCUCUGCAAGGGUAAAUACUAUGUUUAUUCUCUUCAGCUUUAACUAUACUUGAGUGCAAUAGAAAACAUAAUAAAAUUUUAUGCCUUUUUUGUAAUUCAGGGUCUAUAAUGAUUUUAGAAAUAAGAUAAUCAACAUACUACUCCUUGUAAAACAAAAGCAACUUUGGGUGAGUUUUAUAGAUUUAUUAAAUUUUGAUAAAGUAAAUAUUUUGACCACUAUUUUCAACAACCCAGGGUUUAUUUUCUUCUGACUUCUUGGCUAACUUCCAGACUAUGAGAAAAUAAAUUAUGACUGUACAUGACCCCCAGAUCACUAAGCUUGCAUUUUGGCAGAAAAAAGAAAAAAAAAAUAAAAAGCAGUUGUGAUUUAAAACGUUUGUUGAGAUUUUCAAACAUAGAAAUAAAGCUGUAGCAUAUUCACUAAACAAUGUCUUCUAUGUGGAUAAGGACCUUUAAAUGUGUGUUGUAUAGAAUAUCUCACACAUUUGUAAUGGAUAAUGUGCAUUAAAUGGAGUUCUUAUUACAGAAUAACCUGGUUAAACAGAUACUAAAGCUGCUUUUGGGUAAAACAGGUUUCCACCAGUAUUUUCCCUGAGCUAGAGGAGAAGUCUUAGAUUGUAAGAGUAAUGCAACACAUCUAUCUUAUUAGUCUUGUGCCAAUAAAAGAAGUAAAUAUCAAACAUUAAAAUGGACACUUUACAAUUUCAGUAUAUCUGUACCUUGUAUCUCAGCUUGAGUAUGAUUGUCUUAUCAAAGUAGUGUUCUAACUUUAAUGUAUUUUAUGUUUGUUAUUAUAUUAAAGUGUGAUUAUUAUUCACUGGAAUAAAA